Messenger RNA from Drosophila erecta, 7383 nucleotides. It is a transcript of the gene hob, whose product is annotated as protein KIAA0100. The record is from RefSeq and is a predicted model, not a curated record. The transcript has 10 exons. NCBI's taxonomy places the organism in Eukaryota, Metazoa, Arthropoda, Insecta, Diptera, Drosophilidae. Bases 130 to 7026 code for a protein of 2298 amino acids.
AUUUUUGAAUUUUAUGCACUGGUCACUCUAUUGCCGCAACUAGUAAAUUGUUCAGUAUUUAGUCAAAAAAUUUAAAAACAUUAAAAACACAACCUAAAUGUUGGAACACUAUGGUAUUUAGGCACCAACAUGAUGCUACAGCUGCUCCUAUUCUGCCUGGCGCUCUUCAUCUUCGUUUAUUGGGUCUUGCCCACGGGCAUUAGUUGGUAUUUGGUCAAGAGAUUUCGGGUCAAAGUACGGAUUGGCCGUAUUUCGCUGCCCUAUUUGUCCCUGAAGAAUGUGCACAUCAGCAAGAGUGGAUUCUCGGUGCAAAUCGAGGAGGUGUGCCUGCGUAGCAGUUUCUUCACCACCGAGGUGACCAAACUGCUCUCCAUUUACAUCCGCGACAUUCGCAUCAACAAAGACAUUCACAGUCGACAGGAUGACUCCCAGGACACCUACGAACUUCGGCGGACUCAGACGUCGGAGGGCAAACCCUCGGAGGCGAAGGGUGUGCCAGAUUUCCGGCAAACGAAGGUGCCGGCGAGCAUUAUCACAUUUGCCCAGUUCAUGUCAGUUCACGUGAACAACAUUUCAGUGGUCUUGAUGAACAAUGACUUUGAUCCGGGAUGGUUCAUCCAUGCCACAGCGAAGGAGCUUCAUUUAGACGGGAGUAUAGUGCAGAAUGCUCGUGUGCUGUUGGUUAAUGCAGCCCUAAGCGAAGCCCAAGCCAAGAUGUUGAGGCACUGCAGCUCUCGCCGUCAAUCGCUGGAGAAUCUGAACAAGAUUCGGCCUUGCUUGGGCGAGGUCAGCUUCGACAUGACUCUGGAUGCAUCGCUCUUUGCCCAAGGCCCUCUGUCCAUGGAUACCCUUAGCCUGGUCAUCAACAAUGCCAAAUCCGUCAUCCACGGCGGACUGUACGAGUUCCUUAGUGAGGCCAAGCGAAGGACAUCGACCGGUCAGCAGUCGCGACGCUCCCCACAAGCCCUAGCGCCCUCGAAGAGGUCCUACGACAAUGACAACUACGAGAAACUGGCGCCCAUUAUACCAAAGAACUUUAACUUUAGCAUUAGAGCGGCAACAUUUUCGGCCGUCAAAGAAAACUCACAAAACGAUUUUAGUGCCAAACUGCAGUCGUUUCAAAUCUCGGGAAAGUUUAACUCGAAAGUAACCGAUGAAAAGACGUUGUUACCGUCAAUGCUGGCCAAAUUGGGGUUCCAUCAUUUAGACAUUGAUACCAAAUAUGAAAAGCUUCUCUUUGUUGAACAAUUUACCAUAGACUCUGUGUUGGAAAAAGACAUAUUCAACUUGUAUGUAAAACUUAAGACAUUCCAAAUCAUAUAUAACCAUAGUGAGAUUUAUGACUUUGUCAACAACAACUUCCUGGCCCGCCAGCGAUCGAGGGGAGCGCAGCCCAUGCAGUUGAUACAUAAGCAGAAAUCACUGCCGGAUCACUUGGACCUGGACACGGCUGUGCAGAGUAAUCUCCGGGCGAGUCAGCGCCGCGAGGGAGGCGUUCUCGAGUGGAUUAUGCAGCGAAUUGUUGUUAAAGGCUGCGCGGAACUGUUUAAUGUGUCACUUCUUAUGAAACUGGAAGAUGAGCAUAUUGCUAUGAGUGUGAGUCACACGAGAUUCCUCUUGGAGCAGAUCGAGGAAAAACGAAGUAAUCUCUAUGAAAACAAGUUCCUGAAUUUAUUGUUGAAUCAGCGACAAUGGAGUAUGGAACUCAUGGUGGAAACUCUGUGGUCAAAUCUAGGAAAUUCCAUCAACGAUACCAACAACUUGAAAAAGACUCAUUCGCCUGGGUCGCCGUUUUUCCUCGGAGUGAGCUUGGUGAAGCUCUGUUCCUAUGCAAACACAACUAAAUUGGACAUAUCAGUGCACACUUUCCGCACGGAAUACAGCAUGCAGCUGGCGGAAUUUGUGGUCAAGUCAAUGGAGUGCCUUCGGCAGUACGGGGGAAUAAAACCAAUGACUAUGUCGGGACAAUCUCAGGCUAGACCAAAUGCAGGCCUUACAUUGUCCGUGCAGCCAUCACAAUCAUCUACCUCACUGCGGGUGUCUGUUAAGGUCAAGGAUAUUACGGCCUACUUUGUCAAUCAUCAUAAUGUUUAUACGCUGCUCAGUUUCUCAGAGCUAAAUUUAUCACGGUCCCAAAGCCUAACCACCCUAAAGCUUGAAGAGUUUCAGAUGGCAAUAAUGCGCUCAAUGACGGCUUCCUCGCUUUGCCUCACCGACUUUUCGGACGUUUUUGCCACUUGCAAAAUGAUACGACUGGAACAUGAACAAGUUGAGGGGACACUGGGAAAGUUAUCCAUUUACAUACCCGGCAACAUGGAGGCCACGUGGAACGCUAACUUGCAUAUGCACCUGUUGACAUUAGUGCGGGAUAUGCAAGACCUGAAGACAGAGCUGGCUAUUCCGGCGUCGUCUGUUAAGAAAACCACUCCUAAGGGAGGACUUGUAGUGGAGUUGUCUGCAGAACGUAGCACCAUCUUCGAAAUAAAGUUUUCUGAUCGUCACUCAAUUCAGAUCUUUGUGGAAAGCCUCUUCUUCAGCCAAAAGGAACGAUGCAUCAUUUAUGCGGAGAAUGUGUUUGUCAAGAUCGAUGAUCAGCACAUAUUUACUGUGAAAGAGCUCGAUCUACAAUCAGUUCCACGUCUCGAGGUACUCACCCAAGAAAGACUAAACUUUCCUGGUUUUCAACUGCCCUCCAACAAGGUGUGGGUCACCACAAUUGGAUCCUUUAAGGCCAUUUUCCCGUAUGACCACGACUUUUAUAACGCAGUCAAUGGAGAGUGCACAUCCCACUUUAAAUGGCUAAAAAUGGUUCACAACUACAAAAAGAAACCUUUUACAGUGGACUCACCGCUACCCUGUGAUUUGGUUAUUAAGAUCAAGGAGUUCUUGCUGGAAAUUAGCGACGAUCCCUUUGAGGUUAAACUUCGUGAUAACUAUGUUCUACUAGUGGAUGAAUACUUGGAGAGCUUGAAGCGCAAAGCGCUUUUUGAUAAAAAGAUUGGCGAGCUCUGCUCAGAACGUCUUUUGUUGCCAUCUGGAACGAUCGAGGGCCUCUAUGCGAACCUGGUGAAAAAGAACUCAGAGAUCUACAUUCAGCGAUCAAAGAAGAUACGAGAAAGUGGCCCAGUUCGUACCCGACUGCUGGCCUGGAUCAUGACGGACGUGAAUAUAAUGGCAAUGGCGGACACCUCCAUCCAUGGCUACGAUAAUGUGACGCGUAUUAUGCGCGAGAUCGAUCACGAGAGUCCCUGGCCGGAAGAGGGUUUGGAAUUCUCUACACUUUGGUGCCGCGGGGUCAACAUCAGCUGUACUGAAUGGAAGUUUAUGCUGAGGGAUUUCCCACAACCAAUGUUCUGCGUAAAAAGCAUGCGACUGUAUGGAAACCUUUGUGGAGCCGAGCAAAUGGGCUCCAAGCGAGCCAAGCGCGAUGUGUUCAUUGACGUGGGCGAACCUUUUGGCACUGAUGUGAUUCAGCGCAGCAUGCCCUCCCUAAAAUUCUACCAUGACUUUGAUUGCGAACUGGAGAGCUGUAGCUACGCCUUUGGGGCGUGCUGGGAACCAGUAAUGGCCCAGUGCAAUCUAAGUUUUGAGAAGAUAUCGGCUCCCUCUAAGGAUCCCUCGCCCCCUUUGCCAUUUUGGGAUAAGCUGCGAUUGCUUUUACAUGGUCGGUUGACUCUGAUAGCCAAGCAAUUUACAAUACUCCUCCACGCCUCGCUCGAUCCGUAUAACACGACAGAGGAAAUGGAGUUGACCUGGAACAAUUGCGGGAUCGUGCUGACGAAUGCCAAGAUUAUGUUUAAAGGGGAACUUAAUGUCACUGUACGAACCGCGUCCCGCUACGACGAUUGUCGUUUACUUCAUUUUCCCAAUCUUAAGUUGACGAUUAAGCUGAAAUGGGUAUGCCUGGCUAAUCCCAACGACCACCAUGCUGUGAUGCCCUGUGCCCCAGACAAACUGCCAGAGUACUCCAGUAAUCAAGUUCACGACUCCUUCCGCGCCUUCCGCUCACUUAAUCUCAACAUUUGGAUAUCGUUCGAGACUAAGCCAAAGGCGGGCGAAGAUUUGGAAGUCGACAUACCCAGCCUGGUGCUGUACGGCAGCACUUUGCGAUGGUUUGAGAGUCUGCAACUCAUUUUAUCUGGUGUAACAAGGCCCACGCGACGGGGUCCGGUCUUUAACAAUGUCAGACCGCGAAAGAAACCCCUUAGUCGACACUACAAGAAAGCGAACUUGCAGAUGUGCUUACAUAAGUUUCAAGUGCUUUACUGGAUGUCCCACGCCCUCCAAAAGGGUUUCCAGUUGAAUGGCCGGCGAGUGUCUUUCAGUUCUGAACACUCGCUAACCCUGAAUCCUAUUGACGAUGGGCUCAUCCAUCGGCCACGAGCGGAUUGGUCAACGAUCUACAUGAACUGCGAGCUCAACGACGCAGAGAUCUGGCUUAAGAGCAUUCUCACCGAAAAGAUGGACAGCAGCUCUGAGAACUUGGCCAGUGCAGCAGAUGCCUUCAAAAUCGUGAGAUUCUACUUCCUCAGCGUGGCCAAGGUUUCCUAUGGACGCGAGGCACUGAUACCCACGACGGCCACAAGCACGGAAGAGGAUGUUAAAGCGCAGUCCACAACACCCACGCAUAAAUUGGUAGUCUAUGACCUAAAGGGUGCCUGGACAAAGAGCAAUCGAGAUGUGGCUUUUGCUCUUUUUGAUUCCUUCAUGAAGUCACAGAAACUAAAAAACAAUUUGUCCACGGAGGCGGUAAAGAGCUAUCGCAAGGAGGGCCCAAACUCUGCUGUUUUGAAACAUAAGCGAAGUGACAGCACCAUUACCUUGUCUAGCACCAACAGCGAGGUUUUGCCAAUUUCCAACCCAAAUGCAUCGCUGAAAAAGGCCCCCGCUCAGAUUCAUGCUACAGCCAUGUUGCAGCAGCUCAUCGCAGAGGCGGACCACAAAUUCAAUGUGUAUAGUGAUGAUCAUAGCACCCAAUCUAGGGAACUGCAGCUCCAGGGCUUGCAGGCAUGUUCCGCUCAGGAUAUAAUCCACGAGAACUGGUCCAUCAGUCUGGUGAACUCGCAAGUACUGCUAAAAGGCUGUGAGACGUCUGGCUAUGUAAUUAUCAGUGCUGCCAAAGCUGAAAUUUUGCAGCGGGAACAUCGUCCAGUUUGGCGCGAGCGCUCGCUAAUUUCAAAAACCACAUGGAAGGGAUUGUUGGAGUGCAUGCAGUACUAUGCAACAGUUAGUGCGGGUGAUAAUAAUUCCCUGUUGGAGAAGGAGAUCAUGUGGCUGACGGUGGACAACAUUCAGGACAAGGACGAGACUGUGAUCAACAACUUGCCGGACAUAUCACAUUUGGUUGGCAGUGGGCGCAGUGUGGGCGGCGUAGUUUCAGAGACUGUUGGAGCUUUUUUGAGCGACAAUUCAGGAGGUGCACAACCCGUCCAGUUGCAGCGGAUUGUGUCCAAGUGUAAGUGCGAGUUCUUCUACGUGAGCUACGGCGAUGCCAUCGAUCCAAAUAGCAUUACGGAGGUACCGCCACCUCCUUCAGAGGAAUUGCAAUCGCCAUGGGAAAAACAAGACGAUCCCGUAGAUGCUUUCACACUCAUGCAUCACGACCUGGAUGUAUGCACCAACUCGCUGCAGUACGCCAUGAUCCUGGAUAUUGUCAACAAUCUAUUGCUUUACGUCGAACCCCAGCGAAAGCAGGCGGCAGAAAAGCUGACAAGGAUGCGCUUUCAGCUUCAGUUGCACUCGACGGAGGAUCAAAAGCGACCCAUCCAGCAGAAGCAAACGGUAAUCCGUAGUCUACUGAUGAAGAUUCGUUCGCUGGAAAAAGAUACACACAUGAUCAGCAAAGAGCGGAUUGAAGAUGGCGACUCACUGGAGCUGCGUCAAGAGUACGACCAUGUCCAGCAGAUGAUCCGGGAGAGCAAGGAGGAGCUGAACACGUUUAGCGAGGACCUGGACAUGAUGUUGCUCUGCUACAAGGAAACUCAGUUGUCACAGCUUAGCAAGAUAUCGAACGUGCGCUCCGACGAGUCGGUGACGAUGGUGCGUACCAAUGAGAUCUGUUUCAAGCGUGCCCAGUGGCGGCUUACCGAAACGGAUGGACAGAUUGGCAUAGCUGAUCUUGUCCUUAGUGCUUUUUUAUACACCAAGAAGUCCAAGAGUGACGAUUCGGUGGAGCAUCUGCUGGAGCUGGGCAACAUACGCAUGGAAAAUCUUUUGCCACGAGAAAUUUAUCGCGAUGUUUUGCUGGCCACUGAAAUCCAGAAGGACAUGCCCGUUGACACCCACAAGCGGGUGCUGCGUAUUUUCUGCCGUGAAAAAGCUCCAGUGGGCGGCAUAUCCGUGAAGGAGCAUUUCGAGAUUAAUGUGGCUCCUAUUACAAUUGCCAUUACGAAAAAGUUCUACAGCACCAUGCUGAAGUUCUGUUUCCCGGACCGCGAUGCCUCCGAAACGGAGGUUAGUGACGAGCUGGAUGACAACGCUUCGACUAGUUCGGCGUCCACAACGAAUUUACAGGCCAAGUCAUCGUCAUCUUCGUCGACCAAACGUUCGGGCAAGGGAAAGAAAGGGGCCAAGGACUCCGAGUUCUAUGUAAAGAUCGAAAAAGAUGACGUGGAGAAGAUGAAGGAGCGCGCCGAGAAAAACAAGCUGUUUAUCUACAUCAAGAUACCCGAAGUGCCUGUGCGCGUCAGCUACAAGGGUAACAAGGAGAAGAAUCUAGAAGACAUCACAGACUACUCACUAGUCAUACCUACGCUGGAGUAUCACAAUGUGACAUGGACCUGGCUGGACCUGCUCCUGGCCAUGAAGUCGGUGAGCCGGCGGGUGAUAUUCUCGCAGGCCAUCAAACAGAAGCUACAUAUCCACCAGCGGCAGCCGAUUCUGUCCGCAGGGGAACGUGCAACCCCGCAAGAAGCGGAGGAUAAGGCUGUGAUGUUGUUCGGAAAUCGCUUAUUGAAUGAAAAUCGUAACCAGAAAAAAGGCGUGUUCAAGUUUGCCUCGAGCGGAAAGAGAUCCGGAAAUGAUUGAAAUGUUUGUGCUCUCUCAACGAUAUUUGUAUGCUUUAUUGAUUUAUUACUGUACGUUCAAAGGAUGUACGAAAAUAUGUGCAGUUUGCGGUACUGGCCAAGACUUAGUACUGCUUAUCUAAAACGCUGUAAUCAACUAACAAUAAUGUCGAGUGCGUCUUGGCCCGUUUAACAAUACAUUAUACAAUACAAUCACACACACUCUCAAGUAUUACGCUAUGCAACUCUCUAAAUAUAGCUAUUUAUGUAUGUAUUUUUGUUGUUAGCAAUAAAGAGGGAGUAGGCGUAGUUAAUUUUUACACACCAGUGAUAUUUGUAAACUUUAAAACACUUAAACUAAAGCGGCAUUAUAUCAGUA